This is a messenger RNA of Botrytis porri, 612 nucleotides long. RefSeq lists its product as uncharacterized. Lineage: Eukaryota; Fungi; Ascomycota; Leotiomycetes; Helotiales; Sclerotiniaceae. The transcript is spliced from 3 exons. The record is from RefSeq and is a predicted model, not a curated record. The coding region runs from base 1 to 612 and encodes 203 amino acids.
AUGGAGACCGACGCCCGAAGCCCUGCAGGGCUACUUCUUACUUUAGAAUCAUUGGAAUAUUCUAGGGGAGAUAAUAAUGAGAUUGACGAGCAAGCAUACGACAGCGAUGCUGCCGCAGAUUAUAAUACCAAUCUUCUGAACAGAAGGAAAGAUAAAAGUGGUGAGCUGGCGUUACCAGCGUCCUUGAAUACUACGCUUUUGAGCACUUCAUAUGCUGCCACGCUUGUACCAGAGGCUCAAACUUAUGUGUCUGUCGACUUUAAUUUAGGUGAUUGGAACGAAAUAUUUCCGACAGAACCUAACGUCGAGGUUGCGAUGGCUGGUUUCAUAGAGGCCGGUAAUCUCAGUCCACAAUUUCCCCUGACCCCAUUCGUCAACCAUGAGGAAACUUCCGGCCAGAUAGCCACUGCACCAUUGUUUUCACCAAGUCCCCCGAAAUUGUCGGAAGCAACUGAUGGACUCAAGCGACAUACCAAGAAUAUCCACACCCAAAACUUCCAGGUAGUCUGUCCUGUACACGGGUGUCAUCGAACUACGCAGCCAUUCAAGGAGAAGACAAAUUUAAUGAGCACUUCCGAUAACAUGAUGGUUCGCGAAGUUAUCGGUGCCUGA